UCACACUUUGUUUGUUUCCCUCUUCUAUAAUUUUUCCUGUAACAGACGCCAGAGAUAACCCCACACCGGACCUGAAAGCAAAGCAAAGCAAACAAAACUAGAUACAGUUGCUUGCACGAUCUCUGAAAGCAAAGAAGAAUCUCACAAUACCCAAAAAGGAGUGGCCUUUACUCUCGUGUCUUCAUUCACAUCAUCUUCGGUUUCUUUUCUUGUUCGCUUUCUGGUUAAGCAGAGCCUUUAGCACAGAAUUAAAAGGAUUAUCUGUUCUAAAUUUUGUUCGAAAUAUCUCACUCCUUUCUGAUGGCAAGUAUCAGUGUACCAACGGCCCAAGAAUUAACAAAGCCAGAUGAGGCUAAAUCGAGACGAAAUUCUACAGGAAAGAUAUUAUCGUCGAACAGUGGAGAAAAAGUUCCUCAUUAUCUCAGGGCUUCCACUGGUUCCUGUCAUGAUUUUUGUAAAUAUGGGAGGAAAGAUGCAUUUGAAGAGAAGGAAAGAUGCCCCAUACGGGUUGUACCAAGAAGACUCUCAACUAAACCACUUGAUAGCCAAAACUCAGCAGAAAGUGUAGUUUUGCCAGAGAUCAAGAAUAUAUCAGUGAUCAAGCUCAAUCAUUCACCCGAGUCCAAAAUCCUCUCACCUGAUACAUGUACCAUCGCCAAGCAGGCCAAGCAGCAACUGCCAAAAAGGUCAGCUGACAGAAAAACUGCUGUUGGGAGUGAGCUUCUUGCUGAGAGGAAGAAGCCAUCAUUGGUGAAGUUCAAAACGUCAUCCAAUUCAAAACCUCCUGUAUCUGCUGUGCCCAAAACUGUGAAGCAGGAAGUUUCGUCAUCUCCUGAAAAGCUGAAAGUCUCUUCAAAGAAAGGUUGGACAAAACUUAAGGAGAAAGACUUGUCUACAAAACAUGUCACUUCUUCGAAGCCAAAAUCUCUGACCACGAAGGAAUUGUCAUCUUCUGAUACUUCAGGAGGUUCAGAGGGGAUAAGAAACAGUAAUUCAAAGGUAGGCCAGAGGACAGUCACCUCUCUGAAGCCAAAAUCUUUGGCUGUGAAGCAAAUUUCUUCUCUUGACUCUUCAGGAGGCUUAAAUGGCGAUAGAAAAAGUGAGGCGAAGAUAGGCAAGAGGGCAGGAACGUCCUUUGUUGCUUUAAAGAAAGUAUUGGUGCCCCCAACAGGAUCAUUGUCCCCAAAACCUUCUCUCAGGAGAGUUGCAAGCUUAAAAGCACAGGACAGGAAUGUGAAAGUUACUCCUCUUAAGAAUCAGAACAAGAUCGGAGAAGUUAUAGCUAAGCAACUCAACAAUGAUGAGACUCCGGAGAAGACCUUGUAUGUCAUUAAGAUUGAGACUGAGAACAAACCUCUGGAAUCUGAUCAAAACAAAAAUUGUGAAGGUCCACCACCUUCAUCCUCCUCAUCAUCGCCCAAGUCUUUGUCCCUCCCAAACAGCAUGUCCCUUUCACCCCUUGAAGGAGAAGAUCAAGAGUCUGAAUAUACAAUGACAGAAACAGAAGAGGAGUCUUUCUCAGAAGACGAUGAAGUGGACAACGAAGAAAAUGCAGAGACCCGAGAUGAGGAUUACAAAGGGAAGCCCAGAAAGUCUGGGAUGGUUUGUUCUGAAGAUGUGGAUAGCCAUCCUUUAAAGUUUAGGAGGGGAAAGGUGGUUGACAUGCAAUUUCAGAAUAAUAGACCAAGGAGGCUCAAAUUUAGGAGAGGAAAAGUGUUGGGAGAGAACGAAAAUUUCAAGGCUGAUGCCCAAAGGCGAAGAUAUAAGAAGAGAGAAGGUGUUGAUGGCGAUGCAAUUGGUACCAAACCUGGUGCAGAAAAGGUUGUUUUGAGACAUCAAGAUGUUCAGGGGAAGAAAGAUGAGAAGGGGUUGUUUAAUAAUGUAAUUGAAGAAACUGCAAGUAAACUGGUUGAAACCCGGAAGAGUAAGGUCAAGGCCUUAGUUGGUGCUUUUGAAACAGUGAUCUCACUUCAAGAGUGCAAACCUUCUGCAAAUUCGGUUUCUUGAGUUGGAAGCAUAUCAGAUGGUAAUAAAGCCAAGCUUGUAAUGUGUGAAUUUGAGGUUUACAAGCUAAUGGCAUUGGAAAUAUGUCUAGGUAGAUUGCUUCAGCUGUCGUAGAUUUGAAUGGGAGUCUUGCGAGCACAGAUUCUAACAGUAUCCCGAAUUUCAUACCAGAUAUGAUUGAUUUUUAGUUUCUUAUCUUUUGAAUAAAACAAUUAUACUCAAUAGUUUGUAUA
Rosa rugosa (rugosa rose) is the source of this 2237-nucleotide messenger RNA. RefSeq lists its product as uncharacterized. The coding region runs from base 301 to 2007 and encodes 568 amino acids. The transcript is spliced from 2 exons. Lineage: Eukaryota; Viridiplantae; Streptophyta; Magnoliopsida; Rosales; Rosaceae. The record is from RefSeq and is a predicted model, not a curated record. Gene Ontology annotation, molecular function: calmodulin binding.